Rotaria sp. Silwood2 is the source of this 1686-nucleotide messenger RNA. NCBI's taxonomy places the organism in Eukaryota, Metazoa, Rotifera, Eurotatoria, Philodinida, Philodinidae. The record is from the annotation of a GenBank genome assembly.
AUGCCUCAUGUAGCCAGUGAAGCGAUUGCCCUAGAUGCCUAUACUCUGCCAGCAAUGCGCAUGCGGUCAACAGCUCGAGAACGAAACGAACGACACUGUUGUUGUGGUUUAACUGUUAGAGAUUUAAUCGCAAUAUGUUCUACUGUUUUGAUUCCUCUGAUUUUUGGCUUGUUUACCGUUGUUAUCACUAUCUAUCAACAGCGCAUUGCUCAGCUCCAACGAGGACAAGAUCUCGACAUUGCACAUCAACAACGAGCUCAUGAUAUUGAAUUAGCUCAACAACAGCGAGCUGAAGAUCGAAAACAGGCCGAAGAACUCAAUAUUUCCAUUGUUCAAGCACUGGCCGCUGAUCGUCAACACAAACACGACCUUUCAUUAGCUGACAAUCUUCAAAAAGAAUCAGUUCUUGUGGGCUAUUUGAAAGAAAUGGCUGAUCUACUUGACAAAAACAAGUUCACUCUCAACGACCAUGUUCGAGUCAGCAUUGUACGACCUAAAACGCUUUCUGUCCUUCGUCAACUUGACUCUCAUCGAAAGGUACAUCUCAUUCGGUUUUUAUACGAGUCAGAAUUAAUUAUCACUUAUAAAAACCCGUUAGAUCUAACUGAUGCUGAUUUGGAUGGUAUUGAUCUUUCCUUUCUCAAUCUUGACUCUAUUUCUCUGAAAUCAGUGCACAUGCGUCAUGCUCUACUCAUUCGUGCUAAUCUAAGUUUUGCUGAUUUCAGCAAUAGUCUUCUCACCAGUACUAAUUUCAGUGAGGCUAAAAUGAGCGUCGGCACUAAGUUUUAUGGGGCACAAGCAGAAUAUGCUGAUUUUAGUCGUAUAUCAUCAGUUAAACUCAAUAUGAACGAAAUUGAUGCACAUGGAGCCUCAUUUCGAUUUGCCAGUUUAAAUCAAGCUACUUUUCAUGAUGCACAUCUCCAGUAUGCGGACUUUGAAGGUGCUUCUGUACUUAACGCCGAUUUCUAUAGGGCUAAUCUGGAAAACUCGACUAUUACCCAGUUGCAACUACAAGAAGCGGUAGCAUUUGAAGGAUCGAUAUUGCCCAAUUUCAAUACUGGUGAUCAUAAGAAUAUAAUUUCUAAUGGGAAUGCCGAACAGAAGAAGGGACAAUACGAUUGUACAGUCAAAUUAACAAGCCCUAUUUUUGCGUCGCUUUGGAAUAGCGUGAAAAAUCGUCAUGUCAUUGCCAUAGUCUACAAUUCAACAAGUUUUCCAAAUGUCUUCGUUCCCGAUAAAACUGUUAUUGAGCCCAAUCAAUGUUAUUUCACGGCAUUUAGUGAUGAAUACGAUCGUGUUUCAAUGUAUCAGCGUGUUGAAUUACAUCAAUAUGCUGAAUGGAUCAAUGCUAAGAUUCUCACAUUUUUUAUUAGUGCUCGAAUGGGUGUUAACAAAGUGGGUACUGAAUGGGUUUCAGUUGAUCUUUUGAUGAAAACAUCCGGUGAAGUCUUACUAGCCGAUUCCAAAAAUAUUCUUCGAAACGGAGCUUCAGUUAAAACAUGUGUUCGCCAGUUCUUUGCACCGUCAAAUGUAUAUUUCUUUGAUAUUUAUGUAAAUUUUGAAAGAUUAUUCAUUAAAAAUGGAACACUAGAAACAUUUGGCUACAUUGACGAUAUACAAGUAUGGGCAACACGAAGCGUACCAAAAUCUACCGAAGGUUCAUUAUUGAACUCUUGUGAUGCAUGA